This is a messenger RNA of Cladocopium goreaui, 850 nucleotides long. NCBI's taxonomy places the organism in Eukaryota, Dinophyceae, Suessiales, Symbiodiniaceae. The record is from the annotation of a GenBank genome assembly.
GGCAGACGCGAGGGGUAGAUUUAUCCCUAUUUGUUCCGUAGAAGUCAUCACAGAUUUGUUCUUACACUUCCUUCAUGCUCCUUCAUGCCGCCCUGCAGCCACUUCUGGCUCAGUUUGAGAGGGUGCUGGGUCCGGCAGGCGGACGAUGACGGCUGGGGAGCAGCUGGCAGAGCAGCUGGUGGAGGCUAUCUCUCCCUAUGAGGACGUCAGGGGCUACCUGCAACAGACUGUGCUUCCCACCAUGGGAAUAGCAAUCGAAGACCUGCUGCACCACGUGCACGCUAGCGGCGAGUUGCAACGUGUCCUCCGCAACACGGACGAGCGUCGCUCGGCGCCGCGGCGGAUCGAGGAGAUGCCGGAGGAGCAAGAGGUCGUCAAGAAAACCACCAGCAGGAAGCCCUCGUUGAAUGGAGGCGGCAGCAGCUCCAUGUCACUGGGCAAAGAGGAUGGCACCGGCAGCAUGGGAAUGGCGAGUGCCUCCAUGAGCGUGGCAUUGGGGCGACGUCCCAGCAACGCCUCUGACCCCGUACCUCCUGUCAUUCCUGAAAGCCCAGAGGAGGUGAAGUUUGAUCCCCUGAUUUGGCUGUCGGAACGCUUCAAGAAGAAUGCAACACAGGACCAAAGUCAGUUCCGCGCCAAGAUCAAGGAACGAGUGCUGCUUCAGAUCAAGGCUUUGGAGGCAGCGGAGGAAGCCGAGCGCGCGCGCCUGGCUGAGGCAGAAGCAGCUGCGCGAGCCGACGACGGGGAGAUCACUUCCAUCGCAGAAGCGCCUGAAGAUGGUGGAAGCUGAUUUUGGCAGUGAAAACCCAUGGCCAUCAAAAAACCAUGGGGACCUUAUUGAAACAUGGGG